Australozyma saopauloensis is the source of this 1416-nucleotide messenger RNA. RefSeq lists its product as uncharacterized. The record is from RefSeq and is a predicted model, not a curated record. NCBI's taxonomy places the organism in Eukaryota, Fungi, Ascomycota, Pichiomycetes, Serinales, Metschnikowiaceae. The coding region runs from base 1 to 1416 and encodes 471 amino acids. The transcript has a single exon.
AUGGAACCGUCUAUCGCCACCAAUUCGGCCCCGGCAGAGAAAAAGACCCGCAAACCUCGCCAACGUGGUAGAUCACGUCGCAGCAAUGUCAACGGUACCAAUAACUCCCUGAACAAUGCCACGCCUGAGCCGUCAGGAAGCAAAGAGGAGUCGAGGCGGAAAAGACCUCAGAAAAGAUCAAAAAACAAAACCGAUGAUCAAAGGUACGGCGAAGUCGUCAAGUUGAUCAAGAGGUACAUUCCCAUAACCGUCAAUGGGCUCGCUGUCUCUAGUAUUCUCCAUCCUAAGCCAUCUGCAACGGAAAGUACAGAACUGGAGAAGGUGCCACAGCCCAAGAAGCUCUCCAAGGCUGAAAAACUGGCCAUUAUCGCUGCACAUAUUCGCCGGGUCGUUGAAAAGGACCCCGAGCAACCAUUAUACCUUAGUUUCAUCUUGAUACCAUCCGACCCAGACUUUCCAUUUGAGUUAGAGCUGCUAAAUUUCAAUAUCACGAUUCCUGCAACGUACCCAAGGAAUCCGGCAACGUUGCCAUCCGUUUUAGUGCUAAAUACGGACAUCCCGCGUGGAUUUGCUGUCAAUAUAGAGCGCAUGUACGCAGAUAUUGCUCGUCUAGCUCUCGGUGGCGCUAUCGACAACCCAGAUCUCGAACUAGUCAACGGAAAGGGGCUUCUAUCACAGAUUCAGACCCUCGACAGAAACUUGGAACAUGCUUUGAAACAAGAGAAACGCGCCACUGUGAAAUUUGUUUCUUUUAGGCAAGCACACGCUUCGCCAAAGCCAUCGCCAUCACCUCUGCCUAUGCCAACCCCAACCUCUACACCUGCACCUGUGUCUCCAGCAACGGAGGCUUCGGGUUCAAAGAAGGAUGCGACUCGCGAGGCCAAGAAGGCGACGCCGCAGAGACUGAAGAAAGCGCAGGACGCUCGGGAUCUCGCAGUGGAGCGUAUGUGCGCCAAAUUAGCUUCACAAGUACGCUUGUUUCAUAGAUCAGCCACAGAGGAGCGUUACAAAGUUCAAGUUCCGGUUGGAAGCGGAAAGAUACCAAAGUUGUGGCGAUUCGAGAAUGACUCAGUAGACGUUUUUGUGUCUAUUCCAGGUGAGUUCCCAGAGAGUGAUGUGAAGGUCAACGUGGCUACCAAUUUCAGCAACAACAUGAUGGUGGCCAAGCGUACAAAGCUUGAGGCUGCUGGGUAUUCAUUGUUGAAAGUUGUGGAGGAAGCCCGGACGGCAGAGAAAAAUUUCCGGGCGAAUAUGGCAGAGUGGCUUGAGCAGGUGCCAGUAAAAAGUAAAGAAGGACCUCUUUUCUUUGUCACAUUGAUCAAUUGGAUGGCAAAUAACAUGCAAUGGCUCUUGCAACCUAAGAGCGACUACAUGGACUGGACCAGACUAACAAAAAGACUAGAGGCAAGCAUUUAG